This is a messenger RNA of Liolophura sinensis, 510 nucleotides long. RefSeq names its product calmodulin-like. Gene Ontology annotation, molecular function: calcium ion binding. Bases 1 to 510 code for a protein of 169 amino acids. The record is from RefSeq and is a predicted model, not a curated record. Gene Ontology annotation, cellular component: myosin II complex. The transcript is spliced from 5 exons. Lineage: Eukaryota; Metazoa; Mollusca; Polyplacophora; Chitonida; Chitonidae.
AUGAACGGUGACCCACCUUUCAAGCAAGCGGCACGCAGAGCGACGUUGUAUACAAUGGCUGCCGAAUUAUCAGACGAACAUAUUUCUGAAUUUAAAAGAGCCUUUGAGCUUUUCGAUGAAGACGGCGAUGAUGUCAUCACUGCCUGGGAACUGGAUUGUAUCCUUAAAUCGCAAUUUGGAGAGCAAAGUCCGUCAGAGAGAGAAUUGAAAAAUCUGACCAGAGAGCAACAAUGCCCUGAAAGUGGAAUGAUCCGAUAUGAUGACUACCUAGAUCUGAUGGGUCGCAAAUUGAAGGACAGAGAGAAAGAGAUGGAAAUACGAGAGGCCUUCCGAGUGUUUGAUAAAGACGGAAAUGGUUUCGUCAGUGCCGCAGAGAUUAAACAGGCUAUGGUGAGGCUAGGAGAAAGUGUCAACGACGAAGAUGUCGAUACUAUGAUUCGAGAGGCUGAUGAGGACGGCGAUGGCCAUAUUAGCUACCACGAAUUUGCUAAAUUGAUGACCAGCACGUGA